AUGAAAUACGAGAUCUGUGGCCAAAGCUUCAAACAGAAGUCUGACUUAACAGAACCUCAGAAAAUUAAUAAUAUAAAGAACACCUAUGAAUGUAGGGAAUGUGGAAAAACAUUCAACCAGAGCUCCAAUUUGAUGAUACAUCAAAGAAUUCAUACAGGAAAGAAACCAUACAAAUGUAAUGAGUGUGGAAAAGACUUUAAUCAAAGUUCAAAUCUUAUUAUACAUCAGAGAAUUCAUACAGGAAAGAAACCUUAUAAUUGCAAUGAAUGUGGGAAAUACUUCAAUCAGAGCUCCAAUCUGGUUAGACAUAAGAGACUCCAUAGUGGGGAGAAUCCCUAUGAGUGUGAAGAGUGUGGGAAGGCCUUCAAGGGGAGCUCAAACCUAGUCCUGCACCAGAGAAUCCAUAGUGGAAAGAAGCCAUAUGUAUGCAAUGAAUGUGGAAAGGCCUUCAAUCAAAGCUCAGAUCUUAUACAUCACAGGAUUCACACUGGAGAGAAACCCUAUGAGUGUUAUGAAUGUGGGCAAACAUUGAGUCAAAGUUCACACCUUGUCACACAUCAGAGAAUUCAUACUGGAGAGAAACCUUUCAAGUGUAACAAAUGUGAAAAGGCCUUCAGGCAGCGUUCCCGCCUUACUGAACACCAGAGACUCCACAAUCUAAUUCGACAUUGGAUAAUUCAUACUGGAGAGAAACCCUAUGAAUGUAGUGAAUGUGGGAAAGCCUUUAGCCAGAGGUCACACCUUGUUACACAUCAGAAAAUUCAUACUGGGGAAAAGCCCUUUCAGUGUAAUGAAUGUGGGAAAGCCUUCAGGCAACGCUCACUCCUUAUUCAACAUCAGAGAAUCCAUAGUGGUGAGAAACCCUAUGAAUGUAAAGAAUGUGGAAAACCCUUCAUGUGGCGUACAGCUUUCCUUAAGCAUCAGAAAUUGCACAUUGGAGAGAAACUUGAAAGGUCUCAGCUGGUGCCUCAGAGCCCGCUCAGGCGGCAGAGCGUCCACAAGGUGCUCACCCAGGAUUCCCGAUCCUAUUGGUCACCGGCAAAAAAGGUACCAUGGCUCUCAACCAAUCAGCGCGCGCUGCCCUCCGCCUUGAAACCGCAGUGGUCAGCCGAGACUAUUGUGCUCACCUGCGAGACUAUUGUGCUCACCCGGCGAGCGGAGCACAGGCGAGGGGUUCUCCUGGUUUCCGGGAGCAGCCACAGCGAUAGACACACUGCCUCCCUCUUCCGCGCGGUGCCUUUCUCCUCCGGGAACCGACCUCUUCCUCCCAGUGGCAGGUUGGCGGCUGGACGUCUAUGA
Orycteropus afer afer is the source of this 1299-nucleotide messenger RNA. The record is from RefSeq and is a predicted model, not a curated record. Lineage: Eukaryota; Metazoa; Chordata; Mammalia; Tubulidentata; Orycteropodidae.